AGAUCCUGUAUCUUAAGUGACCUAACAGGUGUGAAAGAUGUUCGACUUGAGGACGAAGGUUAUGAUCGGCAUCGCUAGCACUCUGCUGAUUGCUGCAAUCAUGCUGAUAACGCUUGUGUUCUGUCUUUACCAGAAAAUAUCCAAGGCCCUGAAACUCGCAAAGGAGCCUGAAUGCUGUAUUGAUCCAUGCAAGGACCCCAAUGAGAAGAUCAUCCGGGCCAAGCCCAUUAUUGCUGAGACUUGUCGUAACCUCCCGUGUUGUGACGACUGUAGCAUCUAUAAGGAUGUUGGCUCCCUGCCACCUUGCUAUUGUGUCACAAAUGAGGGACUCUGACAUGGCAAUGGUGGACACAAAAAUCUUCACAAACAGU
Molecule: messenger RNA, 371 nt
Organism: Mus musculus (house mouse)
Lineage: Eukaryota; Metazoa; Chordata; Mammalia; Rodentia; Muridae
Gene: Fam24a
Product: family with sequence similarity 24, member A
Exons: 3
Coding region: 38-334 (98 amino acids)
Cellular component (GO): extracellular region
Source: RefSeq, marked provisional